Messenger RNA from Entamoeba dispar SAW760, 567 nucleotides. RefSeq lists its product as uncharacterized. The record is from RefSeq and is a predicted model, not a curated record. The transcript has 2 exons. Gene Ontology annotation, biological process: regulation of actin filament polymerization; Arp2/3 complex-mediated actin nucleation. Gene Ontology annotation, molecular function: actin filament binding. Lineage: Eukaryota; Evosea; Mastigamoebida; Endamoebidae. Bases 1 to 567 code for a protein of 188 amino acids. Gene Ontology annotation, cellular component: Arp2/3 protein complex; cytoskeleton.
AUGACCACAAUUGCCAAACAAGAUAAGAUUAUUAUGAAAAAAUCUGGAGCUUAUCACUCUGUUCUUGACAAAGAUAUUGUCCAAACAGCUGGUAAUUUCCCAUUAAUGCAAUUUAAAACUAAAGUUAAAGUUAAUCCUAAAUUUUUAUUAAAAGGAGAUGACAUGGAUAUUGUUGAUGAAGCAAUAACUUAUUACAAAGCAAAUGUUUUCUAUAAGAAUUUUGAUAUGUCAACUUGUGAAGCAGAUAAGUUGUUAGUUUAUUUGAUUUUCUAUAUUCAAUCACUUUUAUUACAAUUUAAUGGACAUACUAAAGUUGAAUGUGAAAAAAUGGCAUACUCUUUGGCUAUUGAAAAUUUUGCACUUCCAGGUGAUGGAAAAUUCUGUCUUGGUGGUAUUGUUGAGCCAUUAAAAGCAACAGAGAAAGAAGUUGUUAGACAAUAUAUGACAGCUAUUAGAAACGAAACUGGAUUAAGAUUAGCUCAAGUUGUUUUUAAGAAUGACCCAAAGAAAUGUGAUAAGUGGUGGAUGUGUUUCAAUAAGAGAAAGUUCUUAAAUAAAACCAUUUAA